Molecule: messenger RNA, 1860 nt
Organism: Trichobilharzia regenti
Lineage: Eukaryota; Metazoa; Platyhelminthes; Trematoda; Strigeidida; Schistosomatidae
Source: the annotation of a GenBank genome assembly
AUGGUAUGUGAUUCAGCCUACUCCGAAUCAAUAGAACUCGCACAAAAUUUUGUAUACGAUCCCAUAUCCGUUGUCAAAUUUAUAGAGAAACUUGCAAAUUCUGUUGAAGAUCAUAUUUCCUCUCUACUUGAUUGUAUAUCUGCUUCCCUUGAAUUUGAGUCUUCAAGUUUCUAUCGUGAGAUUUUCCAUGAAAUUAUUAGAAAAGUGAAAAGUUUUGUGAAAUAUCCAUGCGUGGAAGAAAGCUUUUUCUAUUGUCCAAAUCACAUAAUUGAAAAUGGUGAUUGUGAUAUUUUCUCCCAUAUUACCUUUAUUCUCCGUUAUUUAUGCUGCCCUGUCUAUCAUGGGAAGCCACAUGGUUUAGUAGUUAAAUGUGAAUCACCACAAAUAAUGGCUCCAUUGUUUAUGCUGACUGAAAUUAUCCACAAUUCACAGCCACCAAAUCAUUUGUUUGCAUUUCUACCCUCGGUUUCAAAAAGCAUAGAGAAAAGUGGUGUAAGUCGAACUUUAUCUAUGGUUUUCCAAACAUCUGACAUCGAUUCAGCCGCCAGGUACUGUUUGUCUUCCCUGGAAAGUACUUUGGGCACUGGAAUGUGGCACUCAUCUAUUACUCUAGUUGAAGAAUCUGUCCACAAACGUUUUAUUGAUAGAGUGAAAAACAUUCUGACUUCAAAUUCAACGAAUGCUACAGCAUUAGACAACAGCUUCACAUCUGACUAUCCAUCAUACUGUGCAAGUUAUAUUAGUGAAGUAAAAUCUCAGGCAAAUACUGUUGGUGCAAGCAUUCUAUGUUGUGAUCAAAAUGCCCAGAAAUUUCCAAUUAUUGUUUAUGAUAUCGCUCCAUCACUUAUCAAAUUGGAAAAACAUCGUGGACCUGUUGGAUUUGUUGUAUGUUUCCGUUCAGUUAAAGAAGGUGUCUCCCUUCUGAAACAUUUUGUCAAUGUUUUGAGUAAUCACAAGUUGAAUAAUAUUCCAUCAACUUAUUGUGAAACUGUAGUAAAUAUGUGGCAGACUGAUUCUAAUGUGAUUUGGCAACUUUAUCAAUUGCUAUUGUUGUCUGGUGUGGAUAAUAUUUUUGUGAAUACUUCUAGUCGUCAACUAGCAGCUACAAUGUUUACAAGAUUUUUUGAAAUAAACGGGUCAUCAUUCCUCCCCAGCGGUAGUGGUAGUGGUAAUUGUAUGUUGGAAACAGAGACGUCACUAUAUCGAACAAUAACAUCUCUCAUCAAUACUGCACACAGUGCUCAAGUCAGUUGGAUUAGUAAAGGUUACGAGACGAUUCAAGCCGAAAUUUUAAAAGGUGAAGUAUUGCCUGGUAUUCCUCUGGAGAAAGAGGCUUUCAAAUACGUUAUCGAUUACAGUCGUAAACUGCUGCUAGGAGAUCCAGGGAAACAAUUUCUGACGGAGAGAAAGAAAGAAGCACUGCUUGUUCCACUAGCUCAUAUUUGUUUAAAACCAUCAGGUCCAAUCAUUGUUAUCGUAGAUUGUAGAUUUAUGUCUGACUCUAAAAAGUAUACUUUUUUAUUGAAAAUUGUUUUAUGUGCCUUAUUUGCAGGUGAUUCUGUUGUUCUAUUAAUGACAAACAGUGAGUUAAUUAACAGUGAAAAUACCUUUAUGAAUUAUAUCAAGUUAAUUCAGGGAAGGUUAAGUGUUGCCUCUUUGAUAACUAUUCACAAUUGUACUCCUUCGCCUACUCAUGAUGUUUAUGAUCUUCUUUCGAAUUUGUGUUCGCCUACAACACUUUUAAGUCUAGAUAAUGAGGCAAUUUUUUCACAAGACCCAUAUAACUGUAUUUCCAACUUGAUUUGUUUAUCUAGACCUGUCACUCUGUAUUGGUCUACAGGUUGUAAUGUUUUCGCUUAG